ACAGUGAAUGCAAAGAAGCUAGAGAAAGCUGAGGCUCGACUGAAGGCAAAGCAGGAGAAGCGCUCAGAGAAGGACACACUCAAGACCAGCAGCCCUCUAGUUUUGGAAGAGGCAUCAGCCAGCCAGGCAGGCAGCAGAAAGGAGAGUCGGUUGGAAUCAUCUGGCAAGAACAAAUCCUACGAUGUGCGAAUUGAGAACUUUGAUGUGUCUUUUGGUGAUAGGGUACUGCUGGCUGGAGCAGAUGUGAACCUGGCAUGGGGCCGCCGCUAUGGGCUGGUGGGUCGGAAUGGACUAGGGAAGACGACGCUACUGAAGAUGUUGGCCACCCGGAGCCUGCGGGUUCCAGCCCACAUUUCCCUGCUGCACGUGGAGCAGGAGGUUGCUGGAGACGACACCCCUGCCCUGCAGAGUGUGCUGGAGAGUGACACUGUGCGAGAAGAUCUCCUGCAUCGGGAGCGGGAGCUCAGCACCCAGAUUGCUGCUGGCAGGGCCGAGGGCUCAGAAGCUGCACAGCUGGCAGAAAUCUAUGCCAAGUUGGAGGAGAUUGAGGCUGACAAAGCACCUGCCAGAGCAUCAGUCAUUCUUGCUGGGCUUGGCUUUACCCCGAAAAUGCAGCAACAGCCCACCCGGGAGUUCUCAGGUGGCUGGAGGAUGAGACUGGCCCUCGCCCGGGCUCUGUUUGCUAGGCCAGAUCUGCUGCUGUUAGAUGAACCCACAAACAUGCUGGAUGUAAGGGCCAUCCUGUGGCUGGAGAAUUACCUGCAGACGUGGCCCUCCACAAUCCUGGUCGUCUCCCACGACCGCAACUUCCUGAAUGCCAUAGCCACAGACAUCAUCCACCUGCACAGCCAGCGGCUGGAUGGUUACCGGGGAGACUUUGAGACUUUCAUCAAGAGCAAGCAGGAGCGGCUGCUCAAUCAGCAGCGUGAAUAUGAGGCCCAGCAGCAAUAUCGCCAGCAUAUCCAGGUUUUCAUUGACCGGUUUCGCUACAACGCCAACAGAGCCUCUCAAGUGCAGAGUAAACUCAAGAUGCUGGAGAAGCUACCGGAGCUGAAACCCGUGGACAAGGAGUUGGAGGUAGUGAUGAAGUUCCCCGAUGGGUUUGAGAAAUUCUCACCACCAAUUCUGCAGCUAGAUGAAGUGGAUUUCUACUACGACCCAAAGCAUGUCAUCUUCAGCCGUCUCUCCGUCUCUGCUGAUCUUGAAUCCCGCAUCUGUGUGGUUGGGGAGAAUGGGGCUGGGAAGUCUACCAUGUUGAAGCUCCUUAUGGGGGAUCUGGCACCUGUUCGGGGCAUCAGACAUGCUCACAGGAAUCUGAAGAUUGGCUAUUUCAGCCAGCACCACGUGGAGCAGCUGGACCUGAACGUCAGUGCUGUGGAACUGCUGGCACGCAAGUUCCCCGGACGGCCUGAGGAGGAAUACCGUCACCAGCUGGGCCGGUAUGGCAUCUCUGGAGAACUGGCCGUGCGCCCUGUUGCCAGCUUGUCUGGGGGCCAGAAGAGCCGGGUGGCCUUUGCUCAGAUGACCAUGCCCUGCCCCAACUUCUACAUUCUGGAUGAACCCACAAACCACCUGGAUAUGGAGACCAUUGAGGCUCUGGGCCGCGCUCUCAACAAUUUCAGGGUUGAGUUUCCUGGGAAGCAGCUUGAAGAGGAGAUUGGGGACACGGGUUCGAGCCCUGGUCUGGGAGGAUCCCACAUGCCGCGGAGCAACUGGGCUCGUGAGCCACAACUACUGAGCCUGCGCGUCUGGAGCCUGUGCUCCGCAACAAGAGAGGCCGCGAUAGCGAGAGGCCCGCGCACCGCGAUGAAGAGUGGCCCCCGCUCGCCACAACUAGAGAAAGCCCUCGCACAGAAACGAAGACCCAACACAGCAAAAAUAAAUAAAUUAAUUAAUAAACUCCUACCCCCAACAUCAUCUUAAAAAAAAAAAAGACAGUUAAAGGGGCCAGGUUUUUUUUUUCAAAUGUCUCCUUGUUUUCUUUUAUGACAAUGUUAAUGAAAUAAUGACAGUUAAUAGUUAUUGGGCUCUCGUUAUGUAGUAGGCACCAUAGUAAGUGCUUUACCUGCACUAAGUCAACCCUCACAGCCCUACGAACUGGCACAGUUAUUAUCCCCAUUUUAUAGAUGAGGAAACGGAGUUGACAUAGUGUGAGGGGUUCAGGAUAGUCUGGCUCUAGAGCACAUCUCUGAGUAGCCACACUGCCCUAUCGCUCAGCUCCUAGCACCAUGUGCUGAAUAGUGAGAGUUUG
This is a messenger RNA of Physeter macrocephalus (sperm whale), 2251 nucleotides long. It is a transcript of the gene ABCF3, whose product is annotated as ATP binding cassette subfamily F member 3. The record is from RefSeq and is a predicted model, not a curated record. The transcript has 18 exons. Lineage: Eukaryota; Metazoa; Chordata; Mammalia; Artiodactyla; Physeteridae. Bases 316 to 1923 code for a protein of 535 amino acids. Gene Ontology annotation, molecular function: ATP binding; ATP hydrolysis activity.